Messenger RNA from Coregonus sp. 'balchen', 26290 nucleotides. The record is from the annotation of a GenBank genome assembly. NCBI's taxonomy places the organism in Eukaryota, Metazoa, Chordata, Actinopteri, Salmoniformes, Salmonidae.
CCAGACCCAUGAUGGCUGCCCUGCCUCUAAGGCCCAUGGUCAACAACGGUACUGUCCUACCAAAGAAAAGUGGUGGCACGUUACCGGCCCUCUCCGGCUCUAGGAAGGAUGCUGCUGCACCAGCAACCAAGAGGUAAACACAACUCAAAUCCCUCCCAUUACCUUUUGGUAGGCCUAAGGUUUUCCUGACCACGUGACCCGAUUUAGGGUCAGUUUAUGAGACAUAGGGUCAGUUAAUGAGAAAUAGGGUCAGCUUAUGAGGUAUCUUUCAACAGUAUUUUUCUUGCUUUGAGUAAAACCAACCUUAGUGUUUUAGUGUUGGCUUAUUGAUCCUAUGAAAACAGUAAUGACUGUGUUCCACGCUGACAACCACAUUUUGGUCUGGUUUGCUUCCAGCUGCUAGUAUGAAUAUUUGAACGUAGUCAAAGUAAAUUGUACCCUAAAGCUCAAUACGUGCACACUAUUGAAAUACACAUUUCUACCUCAACAUAGGAAAUCAUCACACCUGUGGUGUGUUUAUUUGAUUAGUCCACUAAGUCGACACAUUAUGUCUCCUACAACCCACAUUAUGUCUCCUACAAACCCACAUUGUCUCCUACAAACCCACAUUAUGUCUCCUACAAACCCACAUUAUGUCUCCUACAAACCCACAUUAUGUUCCUACAAACCCACAUUAUGUCUCCUACAAAAACCCCUUAAAUUCUCCCACAACCACUUAUUCCCCCCAAACCCACAUUAUUUCCCCCCAAACCCCCCAUUUUGUCCCCUACAAACCCCCUUUGUCGCUACAACCCCCUUAUGUCCCCCAAACCCCAUUAUGUCCCUCCACAAAAACCCCCCCUUAUUCUGCACAAACCCCAUUGUCUCUACAAACCCACUUUGUCUCCUACAAAACCCCCCCUUUUCCCUACAAAACCCCCUUUUUCUUCCCACAAAACCCCAUUAUUUCUCCCACCCCCCAUUGUCUCCCUACAACCCCUUGUCUCCUACAAACCCCCCUUUUGUUUUCCACAAAACCCCCAUUUUUCUACAAACCACAUUUUUCUCUUUAAAAAACCCCAUUUUCCCCUCAAACCCAUGUCGUACAAAACCCACAUUUUCUCUUACAAACCCACAUUAUGUCUCCUACAAACCCACAUUAAUUUCCCCACAAACCCUUUUGUCUGCUACAACCCACUUGUCCCUAACCCACAUUAUGUCUCCUACAAACCCACAUUAUGUCUCCUACAAACCCACAUUAUGUCUCUACAAACCCACAUUAUGUCUCCUACAAACCCCUUGUCUCCCCACAAAACCCCAUUGUCUCCUACAAAACCCCCAUUUGUCUCCCUUUCAAAACCCACUUAUUCUCCCAAACCCUUAUUUCUGCACAAACCCAUUGUCCCCUACAAACCCCUUUGUCCUACAAAACCACAUUAUUCUCUACAAACCCCCAUUAUUCCCUACAAACCCCUUUGGUCCUACCAACCCACAUUUGUCUCCCCAAACCCCAAUUUUUCUCUUAAAAACCCCAAAAAUUUUCUCCUACAAAACCCAUUUGUCUCCUACAAACCCCAUUUUGUCUCCUACAAACCCCCAAAAUUAGUCUGCUACAAACCCCCCAUUUUCUCUUACAAACCCACAUUAGUUUCCCACCAAACCCCAUUUGCUCCUACAAACCCCAUUAUGUCUGCUCAAACCCACAUUGUCCCCCCAAACCCACAUUAGUUCCCACAAACCCCCAUUAUGUCUCCCACAAAACCCUUAUUCUCAAAACCCCCAUUUCUUUACAAACCCCUUAUGUCGCUACAAAACCCACAUUAAAUUUUCUUUUCAAAACCCAAAAUUUUUCUCCUACAAACCCUUAUGUCCUCAAAACCCCCAUUAUUCCCUACAAAAACCCCCAUUUGUCUCUAAACCCCUUAUUCUCCUACAACCCACAUUAGUCUCCACCAACCCAAUUUGUCUCCUACCCCCAUUUGUCUGCUACAAACCCCCUUAUUUCUCUCAAAACCCCAAAUUAUGUCUCCUACAAACCCCCCAUGUCUCUACAAACCCAAAUUAUGUCCUAAAACCCACAUUAUGUCCCCCUACAACCCACAUUAUUUUCUACAAACCCCACAUUAUGUCCCCCACAAACCCACUUAUUCCUACAAACCCCAUUGUCCACAACCCCUUAUCUCUUUCAAACCCCCCAAAUUUUUCUCCUACAAAACCCCCAUUUGUCUGCUACAAACCCACUUAUUUCUCCUACAACCCAAUUAAAAUUCUCCCACAAACCCAAAUUUUUCUCUACAAACCACAUUAGUCCCUACAAACCCCCAUUAUUUCUCCUACAAACCCCAUUUAUCUCCUACAAACCCACUUAUUCUCCUACAAAACCCCUUAUGUCCCCUACAAAACCCCCAUUAUGUCCUCCCAAACCCAUUAUGUCUCCUCAAAAAAACAUUUUCUCCUACAAACCACAUUAUUCUCCUACAAACCCCAUUAUGUCCCCCCCUACAAACCCACUUAGUCUCCUACAAACCCACAUUUCUCACAAAACCCCCUUAUGUCUCUCAACCCACAUUUUUCUCCCACAAACCCCUUAUGUCCCUACAAACCCCCUUAUGUCUCUACAAAACCCCCCAUUUGUCUCCUACAACCCCCAUUUUUCCCGCUAAAAACCCCUUAUGUCCCCCUCCAAACCCCGGGCCCCUCAAACCCACAAAGCCCACAAACCCCAAUUUUUUUCCCCCAAACCCCCAAAGCCCACCCCCCAAUUAUUUUUCCCUAAACCCCCAAAACCCACAAAAAAAUUCCAAACCCCAAACCCCCCACAAAAACCCCCAACCCACAAAAACCACAAAAAAAAAACCCCCAAAAGACAAACCCAAAAAACUCCUAAACCCAAAAACCCACAAACCCACAUUUUUUUAAACCCCCCAUUAUUCUCUAAAAACCCUUUAGUCUCCAAAAACCCAAAAACCCUAAAAACCCCCCCAAACCCCCAAAAAAAACCCCCAAAAACCCCCCAAAAAACAAUUUCUUUCAAAACCCCAUUUUGCCCUCCCCCUUUCCUAAAACCCAACCCACAAACCCCCCAAAAGGGCCCCUUUUUUCCUCAAACCCCUUUGUCCCUACAAAACAAGGCCCCAAACCCCCCUUUUGCUUACAAAACCCACGCUCUCAAACCCCUUAAGCUCCCUACAAAAGUCUCCUACAAACCCUUUUUCCACAAACCCCCCAAAAUUUUUCCCUUUUCCCCCCCCCUUUUGUCUUCCCCAAACCCCCCCCCAAAACAUUAUGUUUUAAAAAAAAUUUUUUAAAACCCCAAUUAAAUUUUAAAAUUAGUUCCCCCAACCCCCAAUUUUUUAACAAAACCCCCAAUUCCUACAAAACAUUUGGCUUAAAACCCCUUAUGUCUCCCCCAAAAAUGUUUAAACCAAAGCCCUCAAAACCCUUUCCCCACAACCACAACCCACAAAACCCAAACCCAAAAAACCCCAUUAGCCCACAAAACAGUCGCACAAAAACCCCCUUUGUCCCACAAAACCCAAAAGUCCCCCCAACCCCACAAAAACCCCCGGGGGUUUCCUUUUCGAACCAAAAUUUUAAAAUUCACCCCCCUUUUCCCCAAAAACUUUUUUAACUGGGAAAACAAAAAUGCUUAACCCCCAAUCCACCCCAAAAAGGCCAAAAAAACCCCCAACCCAAACCCCAAAAAAAGGGCCAAACCCCAACGUCAAACCAAAAAGGGCUCCUCCCCCUUUUUUGGCCCCGGGGAACCCCCCAAUGCUUCCAACACAUAGGUUUUUAAAACAUUUUUGCUCUAAAAAAUUUAAAGGGGGGAAAAAAGGGUUCCUAAAUAUGUCUGUCAAAACCCCCCACAAAAUUUUGGUUUUUAAAAAAGGGACAAAAAAUUUGCCCCCCCAAAUUUUUCACCCCCCCUUAAAAAACAAACCCCAAAUUUCCCCCAACUCUAAAAAACCCCCAAAAUUUUUCCCCCCCUUUCUUUCCAAAUUUUGGGGGGAAAGGGCCCCAAUGUUUUCAAACCCCAGUCCUUUUGUGUCCUUAUCUCCCAAAAAUUUAGGGAAAAAAAAAGGGGCCCCUAAAAACCAAAAAAGGGGCCCUCACCCAAAGGGAAAAAUUUUGCCCCUUUGACACCCUAUGGGGAAAAAAAACCCCUUUGUAAAAAAAUGUCUUUCCCCCCCUUCUCUAAAAAUGGUUUCAAAACCCCCUUAAAAGCUUUUUCCCAAAUUAUUUUUAAACCCAAAGGGUUUAAAAAACUGUUUUCCAAUUUGUUUUAAAACCCUUUUAAACCCCAAAAGGUUCCCCCCAACAAGGGAAAACCCAAAUUUGGGGGGCUUUCUGGAAAAGGGGGGGGAAAAAAAAGUUCCUCCUUCCCCCCACAAGGCCCCCCAACCCCCAAGACCUCCCAAAAACCCAAAACUUUUUGCCCCCAAAAAUUAGUUUACAAAAACCCCCUAUUCUGUAAAACCCAAAUUUUUCCCUUCAAACCCCAAUUUUCUUAAAACCCCCCUUAUUUUAACCAUCUCCCCCCCCCCCGACCCAGUCUCUCCAUUUGUCUGGCCCUAACCCCCCCAGACCCAUCUCUCCAGUCUGCCCCCCCCCCCCUACCCCCGACCCAGUCUCUCCAGUCUGUCUGGCCCUAACCCCCCCAGACCCAGUCUCUCAGUCUGUCUGGCCCUAACCCCCCCCCCCCAGACCCAGUCUCUCCAGUCGUCUGGCCCUCCCACCCCCCACCCAUCUCUCCAGUCUGUCUGCCCUAACCCCCCCCCAGACCCAGUUCUCUCCAGUCUGUCUGGCCCUAACCCCCCCCCCCCCCCCAGACCCAUCUCUCCAGUCUGUCUGGCCCUAACCCCCCCCCCCCAGACCCAGUCUCUCCAGUCUGUCUGGACCUAACCCCCCAGACCCAGUCUCUCCAGUCUGUCUGGCCCUAACCCCCCCCCCCAGACCCAGUCUCUCCAGUCUGUCUGGCCCUAACCCCCCAGACCCAGUCUCUCCAGUCUGUCUGGACCUAACCCCCCAGACCCAGUCUCUCCAGUCUGUCUGGCCCUAACCCCCCAGACCCAGUCUCUCCAGUCUGUCUGGCCCUAACCCCCCAGACCCAGUCUCUCCAGUCUGUCUGGCCCUAACCCCCCAGACCCCCAGACCCAGUCUCUCCAGUCUGUCUGGCCCUAACCCCCCCCCCCAGACCCAGUCUCUCCAGUCUGUCUGGCCCUAACCCCCCCCCCCCAGACCCAGUCUCUCCAGUCUGUCUGGCCCUAACCCCCCAGACCCCCAGACCCAGUCUCUCCAGUCUGUCUGGCCCUAACCCCCCCCCCAGACCCCCAGACCCAGUCUCUCCAGUCUGUCUGGCCCUAACCCCCACCCCCCCCCCCCCAGACCCAGUCUCUCCAGUCUGUCUGGCCCUAACCCCCCAGACCCCCAGACUGAGAUGUUAUCAUCAUCCUAAAUGCUCAUAAUGUUACCUCAAUGCUACCCAUCCCCCAUAGAUUAAUGAGUCAUUUCAUUUACAGAUCAUUUCUAUGAACAAUGAAUAACAACAUUCAUCACAAAACAUCUCUCUCCCUGGAAAGCAGUGGCAAUUGUUAUUGUUUCUGAGUGGACUAUCCUGUAUAAAUUAAAUGGAAUUAAUUAAUUAAUUAAUAAUUCAACAAACAAAUGAAUGAAUCUCUCUAUCGAUCUCUCUCUCCCUCCCUCUUUUGUGUGUGUUGAUUAAAUCAACUACAGUAGGUGCUGCUCCCAUGCCAACCUAAAGCCCAAUGACCUAAUUCACUCCAUUCCUGAUCGAGGUAUGCCUGCUGCCUGGCAUACCUCAACUACCCCCCCCCCCCACACACACACACACACACAACACACACACAUAUCCCCGGACCUUGUUUCAGGGGGAUAACAUCAGCCCCAACGGCAGAAGUGAAUAGAUUUGGGUUUUGUAGGCCGGAUUAGACUUGAGCCUGGAAGCCAUUCUAGCCAAUGGACUGCUGAAAAGGCCCUUCCUUUGUACAGGCAUUUUAAUGGAAAGCCUUUUGACAUGUUUCAACUAUCUCCUCUAAUACCCUCACAAAUGUGUCCACAGUGGAAAGCGAGGGAAAAGUCUCUCUCUGUCGUGGAUCAGUAAUCUCGUUUCCUAGUAUAGGGCCUUCCUUGGUGUACUAUGAUACUUACAGGGACGUAUGAGGACUUGUAACAGAUAGUGGUAUUUAUAGCUUGCUGGUAUGGUCCUUGCUUGUCCUUGCCGCUACACUCAAAUAAAUUGAAGUCUUUGAUUUUUCAGAUGAUAGAUUAUGUUUUCCAGAAGGAUUUUCAGUUGAUAGAUCAUGUUUUCCAGAAGGAUUUGCACCUGAAAACCCUCUGAGGGGAUACAGCUAAAUAACAGGCUAUUUUAACGGUAUUCCCCAGACAAUUCAUGUUAGGCUUCUCUCUUUUACCAUCAGGGCAUUUGAUCAUCCAUUUUACUAUCUCUUCCCCAGAGAGAGAAAUCUUGGGUGUGCAUUUCAAUAGUUUACAGGCAAGUAACGAAGUACUCCUUAUGCGCCUUAGAAAACAUAAUUCCUUGGACGAUAUCUUUUAAGCACCUGUAUUCAUUUAAAAGGCACCAUCAGGUAGUUUUAUCGUCCAUUUUACCAUCUCUCCCCAGUACUGUGAGGAGAACCAACUCCAACGAAACGAUGAGUACGCUGACGCGCAAAGACAGCGGCGACUCCAAGACCAACCGCACCCGCACCGGCUCCACCGGGAGCAACUCCGGCGGCAAGAGAGCCAGCGAAAGGUACCGCCAGCAUAACAACAACGACUGGUCCUUCACAGCCAGACCUGGGUAGUGUUCAGUAGGGCACACCGUAGUGAAAUGUUUUGAAACGUAAAACUAUAAAUUUGAAACGUAAAACUAAAACAAGCAUUUCUUAGUGGAAACCUAACCGUUUCAGUCAGUUUCAAAACGUUUUACCCUACUGCACAUGACCCCCUGGGUUCAAGUAGUGUUUCUUAUCGUUCAAAUACUUUAUCUGCGCUUGAUUGAACAUACCUGGCGCAGUGCCGGGUUCAGUGUUGACACAGAUUUUUUUUCACCCACCCUGCAGCAAACUGAAGGAGCCCGUUUUCAAUACAGGUAAGAGCCAACAGGACUCUAAUCAGUGAUGCCAUGCACUCAUUGGCUCCCUGUGAGUUAGAGAGGGUUAAAGAUUUUGAGAAGCGUAUCGUAACAUAACCCUGGAAAAUGUCAUUGAUUUUGUUUUGCACGAUCUAUUCUAGACAUAUAUGAUAGCUGUUGUCAACUGAACAUUUGAGCCAUUAUUUGAUUAAAUGGUUGGAUUCCUUCAAUUUGUCAGCAUUGGUUGUCAGACGUGCAAAACCAAAUGUAAGGUAUGUUACAGGGUCUUUGCAGGUUAAAGUCAGCGCCUCCUCCCCAGCAGGCCAAACUGGUUGCAAUGAUGUCAUUAGUGACAAGUUUGGUUGUAAUGACACUUUUGCUCACUUGGUUAAUACCCAGCUCUUAGAGUACCAGUCAGGGAUGUUCUGUGAUGUUCUGUGAUGUUCUGUGAUGUUCUGUGAUGUUCUGUGAUGUGCUGUGAUGGACAGUGGUGACGUUUCUGUUGUAACGUGCUGAAAACAAUCAUCCUCCAACCAAUAAUCAUCCAACCCUCCAUAACCACUUCCAUCCUCCCAUAAAUUCUGACGAAGCAUUUCAACCUCCAUUGUCAUCUAUAAUUUCCUUUUUUCCUUUCCUUACCAGGAGUAAUGCACCUGUACUACAUGUUUUACUGUAUAAGUUUGUAUACAGUGGUAGUAACAGUAAACACUAUGAGAUCUCCAGGAUGGUAUUGAUCGCUGGAUAAAUUAGAUUGCUGUAUCCCAUUAGGUUGAUUUAUUUGGUGUAAUUCUCCCUGAUUGAUCAUCACCCCUCUGAACAUUAAUGUGGCCGGGGGUUGAUUCUUGCUGAACAUUAAUGUGGCCGGGGUGAUUCUUGUGAACAUUAAUGUGGCCGGGGGUUGAUUUGUGACUUAGGUUGAUCUGUGAACAUUUGGGCGGGGUUGAUUCUGCUGAACAUUAAUGUGGCCGGGGGUUGAUUCUUGCUGAACAUUAAUGUGGCCGGGGGUUGAUUCUUGCUGAACAUUAAUGUGGCCGGGGGUUGAUUCUUGCCUUAACUGUGGCCGGGGGUUGAUUCUUGCUGAAACUUUCUGUGGCCGGGGUUGUCUUGAUUCUGUGCUUGAUGAAACGUUCUGUGGCCGGGGGUUGAUUCUUGCUGAACAUUUCUGUGGCUGGGGGUUGAUUCUUGCUGAACCUUACUGUGGCCGGGGGUUGAUUCUUGCUGAAACUUUCUGUGGCCGGGGGUUGAUUCUUGCUGAAACUUUCUGUGGCCGGGGGUUGAUUCUUGCUGAACCUUACUGUGGCUGGGGAUUGAUUCCAGCAAGACAGUGGGUGCUGAUCAGCAGAGAAAAUGUACUGGCACCACCAUUAACAUAGCCUUGUUGAUGAUUUGAAUCAGGUACUGUCUAUAAUACCCUGAUCAGACUAGUACAGUCCCAGGGUAGUGUCAUAAACUUUCAACCUUAAGAAGAAGUCAACGAAUCAAUGUAUCAAGAUGAUAAAGCCUGAAUAAUCCCAAUGGACACUGUGCCUUCAUAUAAUCUGUGGAAUUGUUUUCUGUUGAUUAGAAUCUCUCUAUAGCCCAUCCAACCUUCCACUAAUCCUUAAGGACCAAACAAGUGACACCAACCCUACAUGCUUAGCCUCUAGCCUAUGUGAAAUUGUCAGAUGCUCCUGUUCAGACUGGUAGAUCAGAUGGAUGGAUGGAUGGAUGGAUGGAUGGAUGGAUGGAUGGAUGAUUUGCCUAGAUUCAAACAGAAAAUCAAACAGAAAAUACCUCAAGCACAAUAGCCUAAGUGUUGUCAAGAAGACGCUGAGGCAAGGCACUUGCAUAAAACGGAGGAAGUGUAAGAAGUCACAGUGAUGAGGAAGUCCAGGUCAGGAACAGGAAGCCCAGGUCAGGAACAGGAAGCAAAACCUCACCUGGUCCUUCUGUCCCCUUCUCUCUGAAAGGGAUGCGACGAGUGACGCACUGCAAAGGUAGGCCUUGGUCCUCAAGCCCCCUUACCUUAGCAGCUCUCUGGACAUUGUGUUCUCUUAAGGCCUUAGAAAAAUAGUUAAUCUAUACAUAAAUUAGCCGUAUGUGGCGUGGGGGGGGGGUGUAUCUAACGCACUACGCCACCAUCAUGGGAAUUGCGCCCAAAGAAAUAGUGUGGUAGCUAGUACGAAAAUGUAUGCACUCACUAACUGUAAGUCGCUCUGGAUAAGAGCGUCUGCUAAAUGACUAAAAUGUCAAAUGUAAGACCCCUCCAUGCCACAAUAUGGCGUAGUCGGCAGGAUAUUACGUUGCACAUACCUGGAGCUAUUACACUUAGACUACAGCUAUUGUUCUUGUCUGGUGCGAGAACGUACAGUAUAGGCUACUGGCUCAUAGGCCCAAUGCACAGAGAGCUGGCCCAUGGCAUGGGUGGGUUUGGGUUGACAGUGAGUGUGAUAGGAUCCCUCCCCAAUAUGUCAGCCAACUGUGGACUAAUAUACACUCUCUAACACAGGGUUUCCCAAACUCUGUCCCUGCCCCCCCCCUGGCCCCAGCACUACACAGCUGAUUUUAAAAAAAACUAAGCUUGAUGAUGAGUUGAUUAUUUGAAUCAGUUGUGUAGUUGUAGUGCAAAAACCAAAAUGUGCACCUGGGGAGGGGGGGGGCGAGUUUGGGAAACCAUGCUCUAACACACUGAGUCUGAACUGUGUGUGGUUGAUUGCAGUGAUGCUUUUUAGACUAGCUGUUUAACCUUAGUGUGGAAUUGCCACAUUCUAGAGAUGUUUGCUCAAAGCCACACAGCACUCUUUUGUCCUUGUCACCAUAGGAACCCCACCAAAUAUUUCCUGCAGUGCACCCUGAUCUCCUAAGAGUCCCCUUUUCAGAGCACAAAAAACCAAUUGUCUUGUCUUGGUAUCAUGUAUCCUCAAAAGGGCUGUUUGCAUUACAAUGUCUUUACUUUAUAGCUUUUGAAUUAUUUUUGGAGUUGCCUUCUCUUGCAUGGCCUUCAAACGACUGUUUGAUGGACAGCUUGUGGCUAAUUUCCAUAAGCUUUGCUAAUGUAAGAUGAAAGAGACAUGUUUGGAAGCAGACUGUCGUGAAACUCAUGGUCCCUGUGACAGAUUCAAGGCUGUCAGUGGCAAAAAAAUAUAGAAUAAUAAUGAAAUACAUAAUAAAAGCAGGUCCAUAGUAAAUGGUAGGUCAAGUGAAGUGAACCUAUUUAAAGACUGUUAUUCACCCUGAUGCCGGCUAAAGUAGACCAAAAAAGAGACGCUUUAUUGUGUCAUGUUUACCAUAGACAUUAGUUAUAUGUUGAGCCACUGAUGCACUCUUUUAGUAAAAGUCUGAAGUUUAACUUAAAGAGUACAAGCCCCAGUAGAUUAGCCAUCCAGCUGUUGUUAACCAGUAGAUACCGUAGCUUGUUUUGUACCAGUCCAGCUGUUGUUAACCAGUAGAUACCGUAGCUUGUUUUGUACCAGUCCAGCUGUUGUUAACCAGUAGAUACCGCAGCUUGUUUUGUACCAGUCCAGCUGUUGUUAACCAAUAGAUACCGUAGCUUGUUUUGUACCAGUCCAGCUGUUGUUAACCAGUAGAUACCGCAGCUUGUUUUGUACCAGUCCAGCUGUUGUUAACCAGUAGAUACCGCAGCUUGUUUUGUACCAGUCCAGCUGUUGUUAACCAGUAGAUACCGUAGCUUGUUUUGUACCAGUCCAGCUGUUGUUAACCAGUAGAUACCGCAGCUUGUUUUGUACCAGUCCAGCUGUUGUUAACCAGUAGAUACCGUAGCUUGUUUUGUACCAGUCCAGCUGUUGUUAACCAGUAGAUACCGUAGCUUGUUUUGUACCAGUCCAGCUGUUGUUAACCAGUAGAUACCGUAGCUUGUUUUGUACCAGUCCAGCUGUUGUUAACCAGUAGAUACCCAGCUUGUUCUGUGUUUACCGUGGUCGUCCACUGUUGUUAACCAUAGAUACCGAGCUUGUUUUGUACCGUCCAGCUUUUGUUAACCAGAGAUCUAACUUGUUUGAUACAGUCCAGUGUUGUAACCUAGAUCCGUAGCCUUGUUUUGUACCAGUCCCCCAGCUGUUGUUAACCAAUUAUACCGUAGCUUGUUUUGUACCAUCAGCUUUGUUAACAGAGAUACCGUAGCUUGUUUGACCAGUUCCUGUGUUUUGUGGUCGUCCAUGUGGCGUAAAGCAAGUUGUCGAUCACAUCUAACUGGUAUAUUAUAACGACCCCUCCUCCCCUUCCCACUGGACCCUUCAACUCAUACCACCUCACCUACCUAGUAACCGUGCAGAUAUAUCUGACCCGCCCGUCAAAAAGGACUGGAACCGCUGAGGCGCCCAAAUCCUGCGUAGCGGCCUUGUCUGGCCGCUCCUCUGCUCCCCACACGCCUGACUCCAAGAGCGAAUCUGACAAGUCUGUCAGGUCCACUGGAGUCAGGAAGACGCCGACGUUCACCAUCCCCCUGAGAAAGUCAGUCAGCCAGUCUUCCUACUCCCCCUUAGACACUCCGAGCUACAGGAGCCCCGUCAAAUCCCCCAGCCAGUACUUCCAAAUCUGUUACUAAGCUAGGCCUAAACCAGCGCUUGGCAUUAGAUUGAAAGAAGUUCUGUGUUAAACUUGAAUGUAAAAAUUGACUUGAAAAAAAAAACCAUUCCUCUCCAUGACUGUCAUGUUUUAUGUUUUUUCGUCUUUUUUGGUUUUUGACUCUUAUUUUUGAGUCUUCAGGUUGGUUUGCUUCCCUUGCUGUGGCACCAUGACCCUAUGCAUGUUUUGUCUUCUCAGUUCAUUUUGCACCGUUCCUUGUUAUUAUCUGAAUGUAUUUGAAAUGACGAAUAAAAGGACAUCGAAAGCCUCUAAAAUCUAUCUCUGUGUUUGCUGAUCUAUCAUUUCCUUUACUCAAUUCAUUCACUUCUUUUGAAACUUUUUAUUUUUUAAAUGUACAGUACCAGUCAAAAGUUUGGACACACCUACUCAUUCAAGGGUUUUUCUUUAUUUUAGCUAUUUUCUACAUUGUAGAAUAAUAGUGAAGACAUCAAAACUAAUGAAAUAACACACACGGAAUCAUGUAGGAACCAAAAAAGUGUUAAACAAAUCAAAAUAUAUUUUUGAUUUUAGAUUCUUCAAAGUAGCCACCCUUUGCCUUGAUGACUGCUUUGCACACUCUUGGCAUUCUCUCAACCAGCUUCACCUGGAAUGCUUUUCCAACAGUCUUGAAGGAGUUCCCACAUAUGCUGAGCACUUGUUGGCUGCUUUUCCUUCAUUCUGCGGUCCAACUCAUCCCAAACCAUCUCAAUUGGGUUGAGGUCGAGGGAUUGUGGAGGCCAGGUCAUCUGAUGUAGGUCUCCCGAGUGGCGCAGUGGUCUAAGGCACUGCAUCGCAGUGCUAGCUGUGCCACUAGAGAUUCUGGUUCGAAUCCAGGCUCUGCUGUAGCCGGCCGCAACCGGGAGACCAAUCGGGCGGUGCACAAUUGGCCCAGCGUCGUCCCGGGUAGGGGAGGGAAUGGCCGGCAGGGAGGUAGCUCAGUUGGUAGAGCAUGGUGUUUGCAACACCAGGGUUGUGGGUUCGUUUCCCAUGGGGGGCCAGUAUGAAAAUAAAAAAGAAUAAUGUAUGCACUAACUGUAAGUCGCUCUGGAUAAGAGCGUCUGCUAAAUGACGUAAAUGUAAAUAUAAAUGUGCUCCAUCACUCUCCUUUUUGGUCAAAUAGCCCUUACACAGCCUGGAGGUGUGUUGGGUCAUUGUCCUGUUGAAAAACAAAUGAUUGUCCCACUAAGCCCAAACCAGAUUGAAUGGCGUAUCGCUGCAGAAUGCUGUUAUAGCCAUGCUGGUUAAUUGUGCAUUGAAUUCUAAAUAAAAACAGAAUGUCACCAGCAAAGCACCCCCACACCAUCACACCUCCUCCUCCAUGCUUCAUGGUGGGAACUACACAUGCGGAGCUCAUCCGUUCACCUACACUGCGUCUCACAAAGACACAGCGGUUGGAACCAAAAAUCUCCAAUUUGGACUCCAGACCAAAGGACAGAUUUACAUCAGUCUAAUGUCCACUGCUCGUGUUUCUUGGCCCAAGCAAGUCUCUUCUUAUUGGUGUCCUUUAGUAAUGGUUUCUUUGCAGUAAUUCGACCAUGAAGGCUUGAUUCACGCAGUCUCCUCUGAACAGUUGAUGUUGAGAUGUGUCUGUUAGUUGAACUCUGUGAAGCACUUAUUUGGGCUGCAAUUUCUGAUGCUGGUAACUCUAAUAAACGUAUCCUCUGCAGCAGAGGUAACUCUGGGUCUUCCUUUCCUGUGGCGGUCCUCAUGAGAGCCAGUUUCAUCAUAGUGCACUUGAAGAAACAUUCAAAGUUUCCGGAUUGACUGACCUUCAUGUCGUAAAGUAAUGAUGGACUGUCGUUUCUCUUUGAUUAUUUGAGCUGUUCUUGCCAUAAUAUGGACUUGGUCUUUUACCAAAUAGGGCUAUCGUCUGUAUACCUCAUGAAUCUGGUUGAGAGAAUGCCAAUAGUGUGCAAAGCUGUCAUCAAGGCAAAGGGUGGCUACUUUGAAGAAUUUCAAAUAAAAAACAUUUUUUUAUUUGUUUUUUGGUUACUACAUGAUUCCGUGUGUGUUAUUUCAUAGUUUUGAUGUCUUCACUAUAAUUCUACAAUGUAAAAAAAUAGUAAAAAUAAAGAAAAACCCUUGAAUGAGUAGGUGUGUCCAAACUUUUGACUGGUACUGUAUAUCAACAUCUCAUAACCAUGACACCCCUCUAAACUAUUGAUCGUCUCUACACCACAGGAGGUUGGUGCCACCUUAUUUGGGGAGGACAGGCUUAUGGUAAUGGUAGGAGUGGAAUGAGUGGAAUGGUAUCAAAUACAUCAAACACAUGGUUUGAAUCCAUUCCAUUCACUCCUUUCCAGACAUUAUUAUGAGCCGUCCUCCCCUCAGCAGCCCCCACUGCUCUACACCCCUCUUUCAUUCUCAUGAGUCUCAUACACCCCUCUUUCAUUCUCGUGAGUCUCAUACACCCCUCUUUCAUUCUCAUGAGUCUCAUACACCCCUCUUUCAUUCUCAUGAGUCUCAUACACCCCUCUUUCAUUCUCAUGAGUCUCAUACACCCCUCUUUCAUUCUCGUGAGUCUCAUACACCCCUCUUUCAUUCUCAUGAGUCUCAUACACCCCUCUUUCAUUCUCAUGAGUCUCAUACACCCCUCUUUCAUUCUCGUGAGUCUCAUACACUGUUCUCACCAUCACAAACACUCCUCCUUGUUACCAAUGAUUCAUGACAAAUUGUCCACUGAAAAUGUCUGUUGCUUCUUUUAGAGGAAGGGUAUGUGAAAAUGUAUUUGAAGGGACGACCCAUCACCAUGUACAUGCCCAAAGACCUUGUGGAUACCUACUGCCUGGAAGCCAAAUCGGACCUGCCAAACAAGAAGCUCAAACUGGACUGGGUGUAUCCUUUUUUCACUGUUGUGGAGUCAUUUUUCAAAAUGGAAGGCUAAUAGAAAAUUUAUGUUUCAAAAGAUAAGAAACGGAUUGUUACGUGGCAUUACAACAUUUUAGUUAUGUUCAUAACAACAGGCUUGAAAAUCUACUCUUUCAGGCCAGAGAUGCAUUGCUAGAUGUAUCCCCCAUGUAUUGCUAAGUUAAAUUCAGAAUGCACUCUAUUGCACAGCUGUGAAUGAAAACAUCCUGGAUGUUCCAGUAGAUAUUUAUUUCCUAUUCAUCUCCACUGCAUACUGAAAUACAAACCCUGCUUUCUUGUAUUCAGCAAUUGCCUAUAGCCCAGAAGCCAGCAGGCUGCACCCUAUUUUCUCCUCCUCUCUGUCCCUGAAGGUAUCGACCCCCAUUUCAUUAGAGUGAGAGAGAGGAGAUUAUACUGAUUAUUAAAAAAAAAGCAUAUUUCUGGAAACACCAGGAUCAGGAUGAAACUAUGAAUGUUCUGUGUUCGGUCUAGUGUUUUGCCUGAAGGCGACUGUGGAUUUUCCAAAAAAAGGGAAGAUGGAUAGAACUGACUUUCAACAGAAGUGCGUCUAUCGUAUCUUACUGAAUUAUCCAUUUGGAACUCCGGAAGGUUACAGAGGGUAGCUGUAUGCAUGAUGGGUGAUGCUGAGUGAUAGGUUGUAAAUAUAGACUACGGUGGCCCUAAGGUGCCAAGAGCUUUUAUUAAUGUGCCUCAUUGAAUUCAGUCAAACUAGAUUGGUUUAUAUGUAGGCUACAGUUGAAGUUCCGUCGGAAGUUGUGUGGCUCUUGACCUAAAUGUCCAGUUAUGGGUACCGGGGGCGUGACUGUCGCAGUAACCUGUACCUGCUACCCACGGGAGAGACAGUGUACUUCAUUGCUUCUGUGGUGGUUCUCUACAAUGUGGACGAUCAGCUCCAGAGACACUACACCAGGCACACUGACGACAUCAAGUGGUGAGAGGAAACAGAAUAUGACACAACACUGUAUUUCUCCCUGUAUACUGUGUUCCGAUGUGGAUGUGUGUUGAUGUUCUUAUCUGGACACUUUACUUGUCAAACAUUGAGUAGUAGGGCCUAAGAGUCAGAGAGGUAACUGGGGUCAUGCCAGAAGAGAGACUGCCCUAUUUAACCCUUAAAUCAUUGUCACCAUCUCCCGUGUACAGUAUUCUCAGACCGACAGUAUUCAACAUUUAUUAAAGCGAUGUAUUUAAAUAAUUUGUUGAUAACUAUGCUAUCUUUCCGCUAUCCAAAGAAACAUGCAACACAACUCCAAGUUGAAAGUGUUUAAUUUAUGCUGAAAAGGCUAUGCUUUGUUAUGCACCUUGAUGCGGAGGCCUGUUGCCCACCGUCGUAUUAAAUCCUCCAUGUAUUAUAGUGCAGACAGAGGUACCUUGUCUCAGCAAUGCUUUGAUCAGUAUUCCUGUCUAAUCCUAUGGAAUAACCCCUUCAUAAUGAGGCAGACUAAAGUAAACAGGUGGCUGGCCUGCAGCUGCUUUUCCUCAGUUAAAGUGUUGGGCAGGUAAUUAUCUCAGACAGAAAAGGCUUGUAAGAAAUAUAAUGAGCUAAAAACUCAGACGAAGGGUCGGCCUGGGGUCAUGCUGAUAAUGAAUAUCUAACUAAUAAAGAGUUGAUUCGUGGCAGGGCACAGGGAGAUGUUAGCUUCCUUUUCACUCUGUAGUAAAGAGUCCUCUGACAUUCUCUUAUCUCUCUGUAAGGCAUAGUGUCCUUCUGUAGUGCCCUUCUGUAGUGUCCUUCUGUAGUGUCCUUCUGUAGUGUCCUUCUGUAGUGCCCUUCUGUAGUGUCCUUCUGUAGUGUCCUUCUGUAGUGUCCUUCUGUAGUGUCCUUCUGUAGUGUCCUUCUGUAGUGCCCUUCUGUAGUGUCCUUCUGUAGUGUCCUUCUGUAGUGUCCUUCUGUAGUGUCCUUCUGUAGUGCCCUUCUGUAGUGUCCUUCUGUAGUGCCCUUCUGUAGUGCCCUUCUAUCUGCUGUCAGUAAUAGAAGAGGGGGGAGUCUUGUCAACAUCAGUAAGAAUGAAAUCAAACAUUACCUACUGUAACGACACCACAUGACCUUCAGUUUGACAGAACAACAUAUAUUAUAUGAUAGCAACUCACAGUUUCGUAAGACACAAAACACUUGUCUUUGAUCUGCUUUGAGGUCUCUGUGGUUUUGUCAUCAUUUUUCAAAUCCACCCUUCAGAUGUUCAAAGUGUUUGCCGUCUCUCUGUUCCUAUGUGUCUGUUCUAUAGCUUGGCUGUCCAUCCUGAUAAAAUCACCAUAGCAACAGGACAGGUGGCAGGCACCUCUUCUGAUGGCAAAGUAAGAGACCUCUCAUUGUCACAUAACUUUAAAUCUAUGAUCAGUACACUUAUUUCAUGAUUAGAAAUAGUGUGUGUGUGUGUGUGUGUGUGUGUGUGUGUGCGUGCGUGUGUGUGUGUGUACUGACAGCAGCUGGCUCCUCAUGUGCGGGUUUGGGACUCAGUGAGCCUCAACACCCUCCACGUUCUGGGAACAGGCUUCUUUGACCGCGCCCUGGUUUGCCUUGCCUUCUCCAAGUCGGUAAGCUAUGGACCUUCAUGAAAACAAUCAUAGCUGAUAUAUGAACCAGAUUUUGAGUGUGCCUUUACUGGUCAGAAAAAGCUUUCCUAAAUAACUGAGGACAGGGCUGAUCCCGCUCUGUUGGUCUGUGCAGAACGGCGGUAACAUGCUGUGUGUGGUAGACGACUCCAACGACCAUGUGCUCUCUGUGUGGGACUGGCAGAGAGAGGAGAGACUGGCUGACGUCAAGGUGAGUGUCUGUGUGUGUGUGUGUGUGUGUGUGUGUGUGUGUGUGUGUGUGUGUGUGCGACCAGGGUUUGAACCUGUGCGCAUCAAGACUGUCUUAGCCCUUUGAGCUAAAUUCUAGGCAUUAGCUUGGGGAAUCCAACGCAAGUCUUCAGGUCUCAGGAAAGCUUACCUGGCUUUUGAGUUGCUCUAUAUAUAUCCUCAUAGACAAUUUUGAAAUGUUCUCAUGAUUUGUAAGGCGAAUGUUCAGCCAUAGCCUCAGAAUGUUCACAUUUGCCCCUGAACAGAUGGAGUCAGAGGCACUCUGAAACACGAGUGACCGUGACUCUUUCUGUCCCGUUACAGUGUUCCAACGAGGCAGUGUUCGCUGCCGACUUCCACCCCACUGACACCAACAUUAUAGUCACGUGUGGGAAGUCCCACCUCUACUUCUGGACUCUGGAACGGGGCACCCUUGUCAAGAAACAAGGCUUGUUUGAGGUACGACUUAAGAUCUCUUAUUUACACAGGCCUCACGUUCAUCUGCUAGAUCAUCUGAGUUUUAGGGGAAAAUGUAUUUGUCAAAAUCAAUAUGACAUAUGCCAUUUAGCAGACGCUUUUUGCCCAAAAGUGGAUGUAGCUAGUACUGGCUGUGUUGCUUUAGUUCUUUGCCCCAUGUUAGAAAGGUAGUGUCAGUGAAGCUGCAUGUCUGUCUCUGUAUGUUUUGUGACUACCACAACUCUGUUGUAUCUCUGCCCCCACCCCACCCCAAGUAAAUAAAGCCAUAUUUAUAUUUCUCACAGAAACAAGAGAAGCCCAAGUUUGUCUUGAGUGUGACUUUUUCAGAAAAUGGAGAUACCAUAACUGGAGACUCAAGUGGAAAUAUUCUGGUGUGGGGGAAAGGUAAACACUGUCAUUCUUUACUACUGUGUGUCAGCUAUAAGGAAAGUGAAGCAAUAAGCAAAGAUCACAUACAUCAAGAGCCUCACAAGUUCCACGCAUACAUCUUGAAGAGAAAAUAACAUUACGGAAAGGUUUUCUGAUCGAAAGCGAAGCAAAUGAAACAGACCUGCUGAGUAUUUAUCCUACCCCAGCUGACCGUCACGUUGUUUUCAAAGUUUGUAUCUGUUACUUCCGGGCUGUGCCACUGAUGUCAGAUGUUUUGGCUCAUCAAAGGCUCUUUACUAUGAGACAGUUGUCAGGAUGCUGGGGUCAGAACGGGGUCAUUCCUAGGAUAGAACAACAAAAGCCUGUCUUGUGAGAAGAACUGCUCCUGACCACGUGUUGUGAGGUUAAAACAAAACCGCUAUCUUCUGCCUUCUCCAAGGGUGUUCUGUCUUUCUCUCUGUCAUGCAGGCACUAAUCGAAUUAGCCAUGCCGUUCAGGGCGCACACGAUGGGAGCAUCUUUGCACUGUGCAUGUUGAGGAGUGGCACACUGGUGUCAGGGGGAAAGGAUCGGAAACUCAUCUCUUGGGAUGGGAGCUACCAGCAGAUACAAUCGGUUGAGGUGAGACCAGUAGCAAUGUGUGGGUAAAAUCACUUGGGAAGCCAGAAAAACAAAACUUGAUAAUUGUGUUGUUUUUUUCCGUGUAACCUGUUAGUUCAUACCCCACCGUGAUAUACAAUAAGGCCGAGACAACAAAAAGUCACACAGUGGCAGAAUAAAUUCAACCACACGUUUGUUUCAUCACAAAACCGGAGAGCAACAUCUGUUUGAUGAAGUCCACAAAGCAAAUAUUGCAUGUAACAAACAGUUACAUGACCUACAGUUUUCCAACAUUUUCGGACCACUAAACAACUAUUGAUUUUAGAACUACGGAGAGUUAUUGCAAGUCGCAAAGCUGCCUCCACUAUUCCAGCACCAUUUCAACUUCAACAUUUCAACAUCAUCAAAUCACCUCUGCUUAGUCUAAUACAGUGACAACUUAAAGAUACCAAAAACAAUUUAGUCCAAUCAACAUGAGCUAAAUAUGAUGUGGCUGUCCAUGGUACUGAUUUCUGUGUGUGCUUGCAAGUAGAAAAAACAUGUUGACUCACCCUACUUGUAAAGAAACGCAAAUCCCAUCCUCCUCUCUUUCAUGUUGCCGAAACGGUCUAUGAAUCUGUCAUACAGUACACCCUUUUAGUUUUUGUUGUCCUAGGUUACCUGGCUAAAAUGCUUACUCACUAGCCUAACUUCCUUUCAUGGGCAACGAUGAGCAUACUAGUUAACAUUAGCCUACUACAUCUAGCUACAGUGAGGGGAAAAAAGUAUUUGAUUCCCUGCUGAUUUUGUACGUUUGCCCACUGACAAAGACAUGAUCAGUCUAUAAUUUUAAUGGUAGGUUUAUUUGAACAGUGAGAGACAGAAUAACAACAAUAAAAUCCAGAAAAACGCAUGUCAAAAAUGUUAUAAAUUGAUUUGCAUUUUAACGAAGGAAAUAAGUAUUUGACCCCUCUGCAAAACAUGACUUAGUACUUGGUGGCAAAACCCUUGUUGGCAAUCACAGAGGUCAGACGUUUCUUGUAGUUGGCCACCAGGUUUGCACACAUCUCAGGAGGGAUUUUGUCACACUCCUCUUUGCAGAUCUUCUCCAAGUCAUUAAGGUUUCGAGGCUGACGUUUGGCAACUCGAACCUUCAGCUCCGUCCACAGAUUUUCUAUGGGAUUAAGGUCUGGAGACUGGCUAGGCCAUUCUUUUGUUGCCUUGGCCGUGUGUUUUGGGUCAUUGUCAUGCUGUAAUACCCAUCCACGACCCAUUUUCAAUGCCCUGGCUGAGGGAAGGAGGUUCUCACCCAAGAAUUGACGGUACAUGGCGCCGUCCAUCGUCCCUUUGAUGCGGUGAAGUUGUCCUGUCCCCUUAGCAGAAAAACACCCCCAAAGCAUAAUGUUUCCACCUCCAUGUUUGACGGUGGGGAUGGUGUUCUUGGGGUCAUAGGCAGCAUUCCUCCUCCUCCAAACACGGCGAGUUGAGUUGAUGCCAAAGAGCUCGAUUUUGGUCUCAUCUGACCACAACACUUUCACCCAGUUCUCCUCUGAAUCAUUCAGAUGUUCAUUGGCAAACUUCAGACGGGCCUGUAUAUGUGCUUUCUUGAGCAGGGGGACCUUGCGGGCGCUGCAGGAUUUCAGUCCUUCACGGCGUAGUGUGUUACCAAUUGUUUUCUUGGUGACUAUGGUUCCAGCUGCCUUGAGAUCAUUGACAAGAUCCUCCCGUGUAGUUCUGGGCUGAUUCCUCACCGUUCUCAUGAUCAUUGCAAAUCCACGAGGUGAGAUCUUGCAUGGAGCCCCAGGCCGAGGAAGAUUGACAGUUCUUUUGUGUUUCUUCCAUUUGCAAAUAAUCGCACCAACUGUUGUCACCUUCUCACCAAGCUGCUUGGCGAUGGUCUUGUAGCCCAUUCUAGCCUUGUGUAGGUCUACAAUCUUGUCCCUGACAUCCUUGGAGAGCUCUUUGGUCUUGGCCAUGGUGGAGAGUUUGGAAUCUGAUUGAUUGAUUGCUUCUGUGGACAGGUGUCUUUUAUAAAGGUAACAAACUGAAAUUAGGAGCACUCCCUUUAAGAGUGUGCUCCUAAUCUCAGCUCGUUACCUGUAUAAAAGACACCUGGGAGCCAGAAAUCUUUCUAAUUGAGAGGGGGUUAAAUACUUAUUUCCCUCAUUAAAAUGCAAAUCAAUUUAUAACAUUUUUGACAUUGCAUUUUUCUGGAUUGUUUUGUUGUUAUUCUGUCUCUCACUGUUCAAAUAAAGCUACCAUUAAAAGUAUAGACUGAUCAUUUCUUUGUUAGUGGGCAAACGUACAAAAUCAGCAGGGGAUCAAAUACUUUUUUCCCUCACUGUAUAUAUUUAACUCCCAUCCUCUCAGGCCAGGGGCACAAUGUAUGAAUUAAUGGUUGGAUCAGAAUCGCCGUUAUAAUCAUUGGCCAGUACGGAGAAUUAAGCAAAACCACAAGUCCAACUCCCUAUCUCCAUCCAUGGCUAAUUUAGGAAAGGGAUCAUUUUAGCUCGCUAGCCACCGAAGGACAACGACACAGUGACAAUAAUCAUUCAUGUUUUUUUUGUCAUCCCUUUACCUUUUUUUUUUGUGCACCAGGACCAUUCACAGUUGACCUCACUCGGUUUAGCUCAACACUGAUUGGCUUUUAUUUUAUUUUUAAAAAAUUAUCAGGGGAGGCCAAAUGCUCGCUGGCUUCCCUUGCUAUUUGAAUUCAAUGCUACGGGCGGCAAUAAUGUCAUACACUUUCAGUCCAGACAGCAUCAGAUACAUGGGCUACAUAUACUGAAACAGAGGGGGCGCUGUUUCGCUCGCUCGGAUGCUUUCUCCGGUGAGAUACAGUUGAAGUCGGAAGUUGACAUACACUUAGGUUGGAGUCAUUAAAACUCGUUUUUCAACCACUCCACAAAUUUCUUUUUAACAAACUAUAGUUUGGGCAAGUCGGUUAGGACAUCUACUUUGUGCAUGACACAAGUAAUUUUUACAACCAUUGUUUACAGACAGAUUAUUUCACUUAUAAUUCACUGUAUCACAAUUCCAGUGGGUCAGAAGUGUACAUACACUAAGUUGACUGUGCCUUUAAACAGCUUGGAAAAUUCCAGAAAAUUAUGUCAUGGCUUUAGAAGCUUCUGAUAGGCUAAUUGACAUCAUUUGAGUCAAUUGGAGGUGUACCUGUGGAUGUAUUUCAAGGCCUACCUUCAUACUCAGUGCCUCUUUGCUUGACAUCAUGGGAAAAUCAAAAGAAAUCAGCCAAGACCUCCGAAAAAGAAUUGUAGACCUCCACAAGUCUGGUUGAUCCUUGGGAGCAAUUUCCAAACGCCUGAAGGUACCACGUUCAUCUGUACAAACAAUAGUACACAAGUAUAAACAUCAUGGGACCACACAGCCGUCAUACCGCUCAGGAAGGAGACGUGCUCUGUCUCCUAGAGAUAAACUUACUUUGGUGCAAAAAGUGCAAAUCAAUCCCAGAACAACAGCAAAGGACCUUGUGAAGAUGCUGAAGGAAACAGGUACAAAAGUAUCUAUAUCUACAGUAAAACAAGUCCUAUAUCGCCAUAACCGGAAAGGCCGCUCAGCAAGGAAGAAGCCACUGCUCCAAAACCACCAUAAAAAAGGCAGGUUUGCAACUGCACAUGUGGACAAAGAUCGUACUUUUUGGAGAAAUGUCCUCUGGUCUGAUGAAACAAAAAUAGAACUGUUUGGCCAUAAUGACCAUCGUUAUGUUUGGAGGAAAAAGGGGGCUGCUUGCAAGCCGAAGAACACCAUCCCAACCGUGAAGCACGGGGGUGGCAGCAUCAUGCUGUGGGGAUGCUUUGCUGCAGGAGGGACUGGUGCACUUCACAAAAUAGAUGGCAUCAUGAGGAAGGGAAAUUAUGUGGAUAUAUUGAAGCAACAUCUCAACACAUCAGUCAGGAAGUUAAAGCUUGGUCACAAAUGGGUCUUCCGAAUGGACAAUGGCAAAUUAAUUACUUAAAAAUCAUACAAUGUGAUUUUCUGGAUUUUUUAUUAGAUUCCGUCUCUCACAGUUGAAGUGUACCUAUGAUAAAAAUUACAGACCUCUACAUGGUUUGUAAGUAGGAAAACCUGCAAAAUCGGCAGUGUAUCAAAUACUUGUUCUCCCCACUGUAUUCAUAUGAUGAAAAUAAUAAUGCCAAUGAUUUGUACAAUGCAAACAACGCUCUGUUUUACAAUGGGCCAUGUCCCCUCUCCGUACUGUACAACCUCCGCUCUCCCCCAUCCCCCCACUCAGCCAUCUGUGAAAUCAAACAUUGAAAAGACAAAGAAAACAACCCUCACAUCCACUGUGGCAGGAAGCUUACCGUUGGUAUGAAUAAUAAUAUUUAUUUUCCCACCUUUCCCAGGUUCCUGAAUUAUUUGGUCCCGUCCGGACUGUUGCCGAGGGCAAAGGGGAGAGUGUGCUUAUUGGGACCACCAGGAACUAUGUUCUACAAGGCAGUUUAUAUGGCGAAUUUACCCCCAUCACACAAGUGGGUACAAUUAUCUGACAUUCUAGUUCAUGCAGACAUUAAACCUAAAGUUUCGAAAGAUGCCUAACAAUUACAUUAUAAGCAAAACACUGCAGCUGUUAAAUUAUGGUAUGCUAACUGGCGUCCCUAACUUCUCCAGGGUCACACCGAUGAGCUGUGGGGGUUGGCCGUGCACCCCUGGAAACCCCACUUCCUCACCUGUGGUCACGACAAGCACGUCAGCCUGUGGGACUCCUCCUCACACCAGCCUGUCUGGACCAAGACUAUGGAGGUAGACAGACAGACAGCGCCCCCUGGGGACAACUCUGAGCCUCACACGUUACACUCAGAUAACUGUAGAAGGGCCACAAGCUUAGCUUGGUCCCAUAUCUGUUUGUAUUGUAUAGCCAAUAAUGUUGUCAUGCCAACUAUGUUGGCUGUGGCUGGGAGCAGGCUGCCACAAGCUUUUGCUGACCACGUGACCUGAUUCAGGAAAAAACUCAGUUUGGGCCCUAGUUAUAAGAUAGUGGAGGAAAGCGUAGGGUAAUAUCUCAAGACAUCUCUGAAAAAGCUUCAGUCUCUUUUGUGUUGUAUUAGUUAUUCACUGAGGUGUGGUGAAUGUUUCAGGAUGCAGCAUUGACAUGAGACUUCCUUUUUGUUUUCUUUUGUGGACAGGACGCGGCCCAGUCUGCUGGAUUCCAUCCCUCUGGAGCAGUGGUUGCUAUAGGAACGCAGACCGGCAGGUGACAAAGUGGUGCUUGAGGAGAAUCACACUAUGCCAAUUCCAUCACAAGAAACCAUAGAGAUCUACCAGUAAUAAUAAUAAUAAUAAUAAUCAUCUGUAUAGUGUUUCUCAUUACAAUAGGAGUCUCAAAGUGGGCUUUGUGAAACUACAGGAGAGAUGUGAUGUGUCAGUAUGCUUUUGAUGAUGAGAGGAUGGGUAUCUUCCAUCAUACAGGUGGCUGGUGCUGGAUACCGACUCUAAGGAUCUAGUCACAGUGCACACUGAUGGAAAUGAACAGCUGUCUGUUGUCCGCUUUGCUCCAGGUAAGUGCUGUCAUAGGCUUUAUUAGGCUACUUGUUAUAAGCAUGUAUGAGGCUUUAUAAUGACUCAUAAGGAUUCAUAUUUAUAGUACAUCUUUUAAAUGAAAAUGGCUGUUAUUUAGUCAGGAUCAUUAAAUGGCUGUUAUCUAGUCAGGAUCAUUAAAUGGCUGUUAUCUAGUCAGGAUCAUUAAAUGGCUGUUAUCUAGUCAGGAUCAUUAAAUGGCGGUUAUCUAGUCAGGAUCAUUAAAUGGCUGUUAUCUAGUCAGGAAUAUAAAAUGGCUGUUAUCUAGUCAGGAUCAUUAAAUGGCUGUUAUCUAGUCAGGAUCAUUAAAUGGCUGUUAUGUAGUCAGGAUCAUUAAAUGGCUGUUAUCUAGUCAGGAUAAUUAAAUGGCUGUUAUCUAGUCAUGAUCGUUAUCAGAUGGUUGUAAGAAAAUACAAGGGGGUUAUACUUAUAAUGCUUUAUAGCUGCAUCAUAAUGCAUUAUAACCUGCCUUCUGUAAAGUGAUACCAAGAGGUCUACGGUAGGCCUGCUGUGAGAGAACUCCUAACAGUUACAGGUUAACAGUAAUACUGAUACAGGCCACAUUAUCUGUUCUAACCUACAUCUCCUGUCGUUAUUCCUAGAUGGUAAUUUCCUGGCCAUCGGCUCUCACGAUAACUACAUCUAUAUCUACGCAGUGGGGAACGGUGGCAGGAAGUACAGCAGAUUGGGGAAGUGCUCGGUGAGCACCUUUUUUUAAGACCUACCCCCUCUUCUCCUCAGCAUCACACCAGGAGGACAUGCUAAAUUACGCACACUCAACAGCCCUAGUGCAUUAUGGUUUAAAACAAGCUGAGUCAUCCAUUCCGACUAUAGCUGAUUCCCAUCAUCUCUCUCUCUCUUCUCUCUCCUCUACUCUCUCUCUCCCGCUACCUUCCAUCCCCUCUCUCGCACACAUACAAACACACACACACACACACUCUCUCUCUCUUUCUCCUCUCUCUCUCACUGUCUCUCUCCCUCUCACUGUCUCUCUCUCUGUUUCUCUCUGUUUCUCUCUGUCUCUCUCGUUCUGUCUCUCAGGGCCACUCCAGCUUCAUCACCCAUCUGGACUGGUCAGUGGACUCUCAGUACCUGGUGUCCAACUCAGGAGACUAUGAGAUACUCUAUUGUAAGUAUUGUCAUGUUCAUUCAAACGGAAAAUUAAAAGUCUGUGUUCUUAUUGGACAAGUUCAGGUAGCACCUCCCCGUUUCAAUCAGCUGUAUGUCGUUCCAGGGAUCCCGUCUGUGUGCAAACAGGUGGUGAGUGUGGAGACCACCCGGGACAUCCCCUGGGCCACCUCCACAUGCACUCUGGGCUUCCAAGUCUUUGGUGAGGAAUGUUGAAGCAGCUGGAGAAUCUAUUUGUUGAAGCAGCUGGAGAAUCUAUUUGUUGAAGCAGCUGGAGAAUCUAUUUGUUGAAGAAGCUGGAGAAUCUAUUUGUUGAAGCAGCUGGAUAAUCUAUUUGUUGAAGUAGCUGGAUAAUUUACUUGUUGAAGAAGCUGGAGACAUAGGCUGCAUUUAAAUAGGCAGCCCAAUUCUGAUCUUUUCGCCACUAAUUGGUCUUUUGACCAAUCAGAUCAGCUGUUUUGCCAAUAAUUGGGCUGGCUGUGUGACAUCAGCCAUACUGUAAGGCCAUUCACAUUGUGUGCAGAGUGCAGGGAUAAGAGAAUAUAACAUAAUGGGACCGAUACUGUAACUCUCUGGUCCACAGGGUUAUGGCCUGAUGGCUCCGACGGGACUGACAUCAACGCAGUCUCCAGGUCCAAUGAGAAGCAGCUACUUGUCACAGGAGACGACUUUGGAAAAGUCUGCCUUUUCUCAUACCCCUGCUCCCAAUUCCGGGUAAGAUACAAAAAUGAGUUAGAUAUAUAAAUUGAGAAGAGCCUGUAAAGAUUAUAUGAGCCCAUUGGUUGAGUUUUAUUUCUCCUUCCAGGCUCCCAGUCAUGUCUAUGGCGGACACAGCAGUCAUGUGACCAAUGUGAACUUCCUGUUUGACGACAGUUGCCUGGUUUCCACUGGGGGCAAGGACAUGAGUGUCAUGCAGUGGCGA